UGCUUCGAAUGUGACUACACGCCAAUUUCCUUUUUCACUAAUGAGGUGGUGUUCAGGGUGAAUGACACAGUUGUUACUUCCAACAGCACUCUGGGAAGAGUUGUGAAGAAUUAUCCACAUGAUCUUUCAGAUACACUGGUAGUGAAUGGCAGUGGCAGUGUGUUCAGUACAUUCUGGGAUACAAACAUAAAAUGCUGUGAGAAACGUUUAUGCAAUGCGUUUUUCAUGGCAAAAGUAGGAGUUUUGCUCUUUAAAGUUUUCAACCCCCCAUCCAUUAUGGGGGAAACAGAGGUUACUGAAGGGAAUACGUUACAUCUAUUGUGUGGUGGGUCAAACUCAGACCCUCAACCAAUUUUACAAUGGAUCUCUCCUGAUGGGAAGAUGGUCAGUGAGAGUGGGGAACUUGAUAUAGUGACUACCACCAGGAAUAUGACUGGGAUAUACACCUGUGUAGCUACUCUC
Geodia barretti is the source of this 462-nucleotide messenger RNA. The record is from the annotation of a GenBank genome assembly. NCBI's taxonomy places the organism in Eukaryota, Metazoa, Porifera, Demospongiae, Tetractinellida, Geodiidae.